This is a messenger RNA of Tupaia belangeri chinensis (Chinese tree shrew), 2947 nucleotides long. RefSeq names its product PNMA family member 2 (gene PNMA2). The coding region runs from base 673 to 1767 and encodes 364 amino acids. The transcript has 3 exons. The record is from RefSeq and is a predicted model, not a curated record. Lineage: Eukaryota; Metazoa; Chordata; Mammalia; Scandentia; Tupaiidae.
GCGCAGCGCAGGGGAAGGCGGCGCCGAGCGGAGACCCGCGCUCCGGAAGUGAAGCCGCCAGACCCCUGGCUAAUGGAUGUGGGUCCGAAGGCCCACUGACCGCUCUCGGCGCCUGAGGCAGUGGGGCGUGGCUGGAGCUCAGACUCAGACACGCCUUUGUGUGGAAGUGGCUGGCAUCUUCCUGUGCUAGAAGCUGAAAAAAAUAAGCUCCUUGAGUCUCACAGAACAUUCUGGAACGCAUAAGCAGGCCACCAGCGACCUGCCGUAAGACUUCCUUGCAAGAAUUCUGGGUACCAGAGUGGAAGGUGUUUCUCCACCAGCUAAAGAGAGUGGAGCACCAGAGAGGGGGCUCGUCGGUUAGGAAAGGUCAGCACCAGGAGGCUGCCAGCCUCGGUGAGAAACAGCCCCCGUCGGACUACAGUUGACCGGCACUGACGCUGUUGUAACUGAGCUCUAUCCUCCCCACCUCACAUUGGGUCUAAAGACGGAACAAAAAGUGCUGAGUUCUUGCCACUAGGCAAGACAGGGUUAUUGGUCCAGAAGACUAGCCUGGAGUCCGUUCACUGGUGGGUUAUAAGUUUAGAAGCUUAUCUGGGUAUUUCUGGUCCUAGGGCAGUGCUCUCUGCACUACCAGCUAAUUGGUAGCGUGAGAGUGAGUGAGUAAGCAGGACAAUGGCGCUGGCCCUAUUAGAGGACUGGUGCAGAAUAAUGAGUGUGGAUGAUCAGAAAUCGCUGCUGGUUAUGGGGAUACCAGUGGACUGCAAUGAGGCUGAGAUUCAGGAGGUCCUACAGGAGACCUUGAAGUCUCUGGGAAGGUUUAGACUGCUUGGCAAGAUAUUCCGGAAGCAGGAGAAUGCCAAUGCCGUCUUAUUAGAGCUCCUGGAAGAAACGGAUGUCUCUGUGAUCCCCAGUGAGGUUCAGGGGCCGGAAAAUGUCUGGAAAGUGAUCUUUAAGACCCCUAACCAGGACACUGAAUUUCUUGAAAGACUAAACCUCUUUUUAGAAAAGGAGGGGCAGACAGUCUCAGGGAUGUUCCGAGCCCUUGGACAUGAGGGAGUAUCCCCAGCCACAGUGCCCCCUAUAUCACCAGAGUUAUUGGCCCAUUUGUUGGGACAGGCAAUGGCACAUGCCCCUCAGCCCCUGCUGCCCAUGAGAUACCGGAAACUGAGAGUGUUCUCAGGCAGCACCGUGCCAGCCCCAGAGGAAGAGCCCUUUGAGAUCUGGUUGGAGCAGGCCACUGAGAUAGUCAAAGAGUGGCCAGUGGCUGAGACAGAAAAGAAAAGAUGGCUGAUGGAAAGCCUACGGGGCCCUGCCCUGGACCUCAUGCGUAUAGUGCAGGCAGAUAAUCCAUCCAUCAGUGUGGAAGAGUGUUUGGAAGCUUUUAAACAAGUAUUUGGGAGCCUGGAGAGCCGCAGGACCUCCCAGGUGAGGUAUCUGAAGACCUACCAAGAGGAAGGAGAGAAAGUGUCAGCCUAUGUGUUACGGUUAGAAACCCUGCUCCGGAAGGCAGUGGAGAAACGGGCCAUCCCAAGGAAUAUCGCGGACCAGGUCCGCUUAGAACAGGUCAUGGCCGGGGCCAGUCUGAACGAAAUUCUUUGGUGUCGGCUGAGGGAGCUGAAGGAUCAGGGCUUGCCCCCCAGCUUCCUUGAGUUGAUGAAGGUAAUAAGGGAGGAAGAAGAAGAAGAGGCCUCCUUUGAAAAUGAGCGUAUUGAAGAGGCAGAUGAAGGGGGUAACUAUGGCCGCUGGGGGAACAAGAGAAAUGACUAAAAACUAACGGGGAACAGGACCCCAUCGCCUGCAGGCCUAGGGAUAUUUGCUUUCCUGGCCUAAAACCUUUUUUAGUAUUUUUUUCUUUAUGUACAGAAUUGAAAUCCAGGCAUUCAAACCAAUUCGUGAUUUUUCUUUCUAAGAAACAAAAGACCUGGGAGUUUCUUAGACCCUAUAUAGAUCAUUAAUAAACAAAAGAUUAAAUUCUAACAAGUUGGUAAUAAACCCACGGGAAUCUGCAAGACCUGUACUUCUGGUUUCCUUGAAAUACCUCCAAAUAGACUAAAGCUUACCCAUACCAUAGAAGAAAGAGUUGUCACUAGAAGAAAUGCCUUUUAUAAUACACUUGAAAAUGAAACCAUUCAACUUGUCAGGUGAUUUUCUUUCACAAGUCCAAUUCUCUCUUUCUAGCUAUGUGGUGAGACACUACAAGGAUUUCUAAAACUAGUUAUAACCUACAGUUAAGUGUUAUAUAUACAGAAUGGGCUGUGCCCUGGUCUAGAUGAGGAGCUCACAGAGACACGUGAAAAGCUAAAUAACCCUAUGUGUACAGAAGUUCAUAAAACCAAUAAAAGUGUCAUUGUCAAAUGAAUAGCAACAUCUCCCAUCUUUGGGUUUCUUGCCUUACAUGAGAUGUGCCCCACCUGCCUUUCUGCUUAGGGUGGGAUAGAUGGUUGCAGAACGAGAUGUUCUGUCAGGUCAUGAAGACCCAAACGACCUUGCGUAUUCCCUAAUUUCAAGAGAUCUGCAGCCCGGACGUGGCUGAAAGAAGUGGAUGUUAUUUAGAGGACAGCUUCAAAGAGAGGGUAGACCAUGGAGGACAGCAUGCCUCCAAGUGGGAGUGUGCAGGGCAUGUUGGAUUAGCAAGCAAGUUGAUCAGGUUAGAUUGGAAAGUUUUAGUGGCAACAAAGGAGAGGAAAGGAACUCUGGUAUGUUAGGCCCACUAGAUGCAAGAUAUUCAUGCAUACCUCAUUUAAGGUGUACAGCAACCCUGUUGUGGUAUAAUUUCAGUCUUUGUAAAGAUAAACAAGCUCAGCAGAGCUGAGUGGCCUUCUCAGCACCCUCAGGCUAAGAAGUAUGAGAACCUAAACAGAAGCCCAGAACUCUGAUCCAUGCUAAUUCUCCACCACUAUAAUGACUUGGAAAUUGCGCUCCACUGUUCUGCAGACAUUUUUCAGCA